Molecule: messenger RNA, 1849 nt
Organism: Amphibalanus amphitrite
Lineage: Eukaryota; Metazoa; Arthropoda; Thecostraca; Balanomorpha; Balanidae
Product: RNA-binding region-containing protein 3-like
Exons: 6
Coding region: 103-1494 (463 amino acids)
Biological process (GO): mRNA splicing, via spliceosome
Cellular component (GO): U12-type spliceosomal complex
Molecular function (GO): U12 snRNA binding; pre-mRNA intronic binding
Source: RefSeq, a predicted model, not a curated record
GACAAAUUCGAUAGUGGUGUACCCGCGUUGUACCCGCGUGUGAUUGUUGUCUGUGUUGCGACUGCUGGAGUUGUCUAGCAGGGAGACUGACAUCUAUAUAACAUGGCGUCUUCUUUAGUAAUAUCAAAUCUACCAACUGUUCUUACACAACAGGAAAGUCAAGAUUUGUUGAAACAUUUCCAUGCAAGUGAGGUUCAUGUCUUUAAAAAGUGUAGAAAGAAAAAGGCAAUAUUUGCCAGGUUUUCUUCUGUUACUGCUGCUCAACAUGCUCUGCAGGAACUUCACCAAGUCAAAUUGGCUGGGUCGAGACUCAUUGUGGAAUAUGCAAGUGAUGAUAUGACCCUGAAGGGCAUUUGCAGUGAGGACGACGCCAAAUCGGCAGAUGCCGCCGAUACGACUCCCAGCUGUGCGGGGCGGCUGUCCUCGUUCCCGUUCCCGUCACCGCUGCUGCGCUACUCCUACCCGCCGCCGACGGCCGACACUCUGGCGCGGAUCUGCGCCGCUCUGCGCUCCUCGCCGCGCUUCUACACCCAGGUGUUGCACCUGAUGAACAAACUGUCGCUGCCGGCGCCGUUCGCCAGCUCGGUGGUGAGGACGCCGGUUCCGCCGGCCGCAGCGGCGGCGGCCGAGAUGCCCGCGCCGCGUGAUAUCCCUCCUCCCCCACCUCCAUCCCUGCCGCCUGCGUCAGCGGAGACGCGUGACGCGGAGGUGCAGACGGAACCCGGUGACUCUGACUCUGACUCUGAUGAGUCUGAGUGGGCCAGUGACGGUGAGGCAGCCACACGACCUCCGGCCAAGCGGCAGCGGCUGGAACGUCUGCCGGACACCGCGAAACGGCUGAGAGCUGCCCGCCUGCAGCGCCGCUCUGUCGCUGCCGCAACCCCGACCGCCCCGGUCACCGCCCACGUGCCGCUCUCCGAGGUGUUUGAGGAGCGCGUGACGGUGGCGCCCGCUCGGAAACCCGUGCUAAGGCUGCCGGCGGAGACGCCAGCCCCUCAGCCGGCGACAAAUGGGACAGCGGCGGCGGAGGCAGAGGGCGGCUUUGCCAAACUGUACCCGGUGCGGACGGCAGAGUCGGGAGACGGGUCCGACCAGGAGGGAGAGGAGGAGGAGUCGGAGUUCAUCACCGACCGGCAGCUGGCUGAGAACAGGCUCAGCGCAGAAGACCGGAAGCUUUUACCCGUGUUUGCUCGCUACACGGCCGGGGAGGUGUCAGCGCGGCUCUAUAUCAAAAACCUGGACAAACGGGUGGUGGCCGCAGAUCUCAGACGCGUGUUCGGGCGCUACAUUGACUGGACCGACGAGGAGCAUAAGAAUGCGUUCGACAUCCGGCUGAUGCAGGAGGGUCGCAUGAAGGGCCAGGCGUUUAUCAGCCUGCCGAGCACGGCGGCUGCCGAACGAGCGCUGGCCGACACCCACGGCUUCAUACUGCGGGACAAGCCGAUGGUGGUGCAGUUCGCCCGCUCGGCCCGGCCCCGAGACACUGCGAGCUGACAGAUGAACGCGCCGCAGACCGGCUGAGGGGUCGGCCAGCGCCGUCCGAGCUCAGUUGAGACUUGAGAGUACAAAGUGAGUUUGUAUUUACGACUUCGGCGAGAGGAGUUUUAACUCGAAUGAGUGAAACGUGCGAUGCGCUCCAAUCGGGUGCAUAGAAGUGUUGUUCCGAAGUUUUGAUACCAGCAAAGUGAUCAUUCCAGCUGCCUUUUCAUUAUGUGAGAUGAACCAAGCACUGCUAAUUUGACCGCGAUAAAUCGUGUAUUUUACGCUCGUUUUAUUAUGAACUCCCUUAUAAAAGAUUGGUUACGUCAGUUCUCCGAUAUCAUCGGCACAAUAUAAGAUGUGAAUUUUC